UUUCCCCAGACCAAUGUUUGCCUAGUAAUUAGGCUCAAUCUCAGCCUCGUCGUAGGAGCCUAACGGCCACUUCAUUCCCCCUGCCAAUCGCUUGGAUCUCCCUCCCACAAACGAUUGAUCGAUGUGUGUCUCAUCCCAGAGGUCACCGGAGCACGAGCAAAUAUAAUUUUUCGUAUCCAAGUGGCUCGCGAUGCGUCCCACAAAUAAUUCUACGCGUUGGCUCGGACGAGGCUUUGAGCCUCCAAUCUAAUUAGUACAACUAGUAUAUAAGAAUGCGCCCGGGGAUACAAAUAUCUAAGAUAAUUUGUUCCUUUCAAGCCUACACUCCAGCGCAAGACUUUUUAUUGAAACAGUUUAUUUCGACAUAACUUCUCAACCGUACCUAUCACAAUGGCCGAGAACGCAAACCCACCAGCAGCAGCAGUUCCUGCCUCCCCGGAACAACAAACCGAAACCCACGAGCUUCCCUCCAGAGAGCUGCCUGAAUGUGCGCAACCUCCAACCGAAAAGACGCCUGAGAUCCAACCACAUCAGCCCCAGCAGACCUUUUACGCAGGCUCUCAACACCCGAGCGGCUAUAAUACGCCGACUCCACUGUAUGCACUGCAGAAAACGCCAGCACCUGUCGAUUGUCCGGCCUGCGGAGAGCGGAAAAUGACUCGCGUGGAGGCCGAAACGGGCAGUUCAACUCAUGCUUGGGCCGCAGUGCUCUGCUGCUGCCUGUGUCUAGGAUGUAUUCCAUAUAUGGUGUCGUCGCUGAAGGACCAGUGCCAUUACUGUGGAAGUUGUGGUGCCUUGUU
This is a messenger RNA of Aspergillus vadensis CBS 113365, 800 nucleotides long. Its product is annotated as LITAF-like zinc ribbon domain-containing protein. Lineage: Eukaryota; Fungi; Ascomycota; Eurotiomycetes; Eurotiales; Aspergillaceae. Gene Ontology annotation, molecular function: zinc ion binding. The transcript is spliced from 3 exons. The annotation marks the transcript as partial. The record is from RefSeq and is a predicted model, not a curated record.